Molecule: messenger RNA, 1101 nt
Organism: Sardina pilchardus (European sardine)
Lineage: Eukaryota; Metazoa; Chordata; Actinopteri; Clupeiformes; Clupeidae
Product: C-C chemokine receptor type 1
Exons: 1
Coding region: 1-1101 (366 amino acids)
Biological process (GO): G protein-coupled receptor signaling pathway
Cellular component (GO): plasma membrane
Molecular function (GO): G protein-coupled receptor activity
Source: RefSeq, a predicted model, not a curated record
AUGUUAAGGGACUUGAGCCUGCCUCUGGUGCCUUAUAUGGACUGUAAAUCCAACCGCCUGUACUUGGCCAGUGUCAUUCCUCCCAUCUUCUACAUGUUGACUCUCUUGGGCAUAGUCGGGAACCUGGGAAGUGUUUGGAUCUGCCUGAUUCACAACCGACCCUGGAGCAUCGGCUCCAUCGGGGUCCUGAACCUGGCACUGUGUGACCUGGCCUACCUGGUCUCUGUCGUACCCUGGGCGGUCUACAUGAGCACGGACUACCACUGGACAAUGAGCGAGUCCAUGUGCAUCCUGGUGAAGAUCAUAUACUUUGUGGGGCUCACAUCCAGCACCAUGUUCAUCUGUGCCAUCAGCAUUGACCGAUUCCUGGCCAUCGUGUUCCCCCUGGAGUCACGCAUGAUCCGCACGCCACGCAACGCCGUCCUGGUCUCCCUGCUCCUGUGGGCCAUCACUAUCCUCCUCAUCUACCUCAGCCACCCUAACAUCCUCUACUGGGUGCGCAGGAGGGACAAGAUCCCCUUUUGUGGGGCGGUGGUCAUUUCGAGGUACAGAUCCACGGGGGCCACCUACAACCUACUGUCCUACUACUCUGUCCAGGUGUCUGUUCCCCUGUUGCUGGUCAUCCCGUGCUAUGUGAAGAUAAUGGCCCGCAUGAAGCAGUCCCGGCAGCAGUGGAGUCAGGGUGGCGGUGGGGGUGGCAGCAUUCAUGGUCGGGACAAGACCAUCUGGCUGAUCUCAGUCUUCAUUGCCAACUUCCUGGUGUGCUGGGUGCCGGGGCAGUUGCUGCACAUCGUGGCCUGCAUCAUCUUCUUCACGCUCAACGACUGUAACAACACAUGUUGGGUGGCACACGUGGUGAAUCUGCUAAUUGAGGCGUCACAGUUGCUGCAAGUCCUGAACGCUUGCCUGGAUCCACUUAUUUACCACACUCAACAGGGAUUUGGGGAAAUGGUGCGCAAGGGAGUGGACCGGGUGAUGAGCCAGGGAAGGAAGUUUUGGCACAUGGCAAAGAAAGAAGACUUUGGAGGAAAAACUGUGGAGCCCAUCAGUGUGAUCAAAAUCAACAGCAGUCCUAAGAAAAAGAAUAAGCUUGUUGGAUGA